Molecule: messenger RNA, 1140 nt
Organism: Aspergillus steynii IBT 23096
Lineage: Eukaryota; Fungi; Ascomycota; Eurotiomycetes; Eurotiales; Aspergillaceae
Exons: 1
Coding region: 145-726 (193 amino acids)
Source: RefSeq, a predicted model, not a curated record
ACAAUGUCCGCGCAAAAGGAGUACCUUAAUGCAAAGGACUUCGAAGCCGGUGAGCAUGGCAUGGUUUACUAUGAGGUGACCACAGCCCAAAAUGAGGCAGAUGCUGACUAGACUCUCAAAGGACUUGUGGAACUCGAUGCCGAGAUGGGUCGUUCUGAAUGGCUCGUUGCAUUUGCUCCUAUCCGAAUCCUGACGGCGGGCGGGUUCCUCGCAGUGUCUUAUUUCAAAUGUCGCGACAGCACAGGGGAUCUUGACUACCUGAUUGAGCCAGAAUUUGUGGGAGACAAGGACAUCCAGAGUGCUCUUGACGCUGCCAUCCAGAAUGUCUCAUUCCGGCUAGAGUUUAAUAGAGAUUGGGUGAAUCAAGCCAUGGCCAUCUUCGUGACCAAGAAAACCAGACAAACCCUGUUUGAACAGGCAGAGAAACAGGGCAUAACGCUGUUCAAGGGAGAAAACUUGGAAGUUCUCGCGGCUCCGAUCGAAUGGGCCCUCGAGCGCAAGUUGCGAAGAAUCCACGCAACGAAUCGGGACCGAAAAGCUGAAUUGGAUAUGGUGGAUGCGAUAACCUUCUUGAAACACCUGAGGGAGCGCAACAACGGGCCUCUGGACCUGGAGUUGGUUCGGACAAUGAAUAUGAACCAGUUCGACGUUAUACCUGACCAUCGCACAUUGCAGCAGGUUGCCGACGCAUAUCGUCAAAAGUACGAGGAGGAGAUUUUUCAGUAGGCCUUGUUUUCUGGCUCGGAGACUUUACCAUAUCCAUCCGUCUCAGAUGGUGUAAAGCCAGCCUGUGUUUGUGAUGAUAUUGCGCUUGGCGAAAUUGGGUGCUUUGCCGUUCUCUUCAAGGACCAAAUUCCCUUCCGAAUCCAGUGACUCUGGCGGUACCGAUACGCUCAGCAAGUCCUUGUCAAUCGGCGGAACCUUCUCCGUCCAAAGAGGCAGCUCCUCGGGAGUAAAGGGGGGCCACGGGUCUCCGUCUUCCUCCCGAUAAACAUGCUCCUUGUUUCUCCGCAGUCCUAGGCUCAGUCGCCAAUUAACUGCUUCGUGCAAUUCCUCGACGAUAGAGGCAAUGAUCGCGUAGCGGAGCGGAUCUGGAUCGUUUGGGUCGGGUAUAUCUUUCAGCUUCCAGUCCCGUCGAAA